AACAUGGACAGAGUAAACUGGACCAGUGCUUCUGAAUUCCUUCUCCUGGGGCUCUCUGAGCAGCCCAUUCACCAGCCCCUGAUCUUUGGCCUAUUUCUGUCAGUGUACCUGGUCACAGUGACUGGCAAUAUGCUGAUUGUCCUGGCCAUCACCUGUGAUGCUCGCCUCCACACUCCCAUGUACUUCUUCCUUACCAACCUCUCUUUGACUGACAUAGCCUCCAUCUCUACCACAGUCCCCAAGAUGCUGGAAAAUAUCUGGACUGAGAAGCAGACCAUCUCCUAUGUUGAGUGCUUGACCCAGCUCUAUUUCUCUAUCGUCUUUGUCACUGUGGAUAACUUCCUCUUGGCUACCAUGGCCUAUGACCGUUAUGUGGCCAUCUGCCGGCCUCUCCACUAUGCCACAGCUAUGAGCCCAGGUCUUUGUGUUCUGAUGGCCACUGUAUCUUGGGGCUUAACCAACUUAAUUGCGUUAGUUCACAUUCUGUUGCUGGACCAGCUGCAGUUCUGUAGGGGUAACAUUGUUCCCCACUUUUUCUGUGACAUGCCCUUGCUGCUACAGCUGGCCUGCUCUGACACUCACCUCAACCAGCUCUUGAUUUUAGUCUUGGGAGGGUCUGCCAUACUUCUCCCAUUUGUACUCAUCCUGGCAUCCUAUGUUCGCAUCAUCAUGGCAAUCUUCAAAGUCCCAGCAGCCAAUGGCAGAUGGAAGGCUUUUUCCACCUGUGGCUCCCAUCUGACUGUAGUCACUAUGUUUUAUGGAACCAUCAUAGGUGUUUACUUCCUUCCAUCAUGGACUCACUUUGCUGGUGGAGACAAAAUAGCCACUGUGAUGUUCACUGUGGUGACACCCAUGCUGAACCCCUUCAUAUACAGCCUCAGGAACAAGGACAUAAAGAGGGCCCUGGGGAAAGUGAAGUUCCAGGGGAGGCUACUUUCCUUGGGCAAGAAAUGCUGUGAUCUGGGAGACUGCAAAUCUUGGAGCUUGCCUAUCAGCAGGGGAUGA
Molecule: messenger RNA, 1005 nt
Organism: Gracilinanus agilis (Agile Gracile Mouse Opossum)
Lineage: Eukaryota; Metazoa; Chordata; Mammalia; Didelphimorphia; Didelphidae
Product: olfactory receptor 1361-like
Exons: 1
Coding region: 4-1005 (333 amino acids)
Biological process (GO): G protein-coupled receptor signaling pathway
Cellular component (GO): membrane
Molecular function (GO): G protein-coupled receptor activity; olfactory receptor activity
Source: RefSeq, a predicted model, not a curated record